Daphnia pulex (common water flea) is the source of this 1324-nucleotide messenger RNA. RefSeq lists its product as uncharacterized. The coding region runs from base 673 to 1017 and encodes 114 amino acids. The record is from RefSeq and is a predicted model, not a curated record. NCBI's taxonomy places the organism in Eukaryota, Metazoa, Arthropoda, Branchiopoda, Diplostraca, Daphniidae. The transcript has 3 exons.
ACUAUCACGUGCAUAAAUAGUAGUAAAAGAGAGCGCGCGCGUUUGCAUCAUCAUCUGUUUGCCAACGGUACCAAGGAACCUGCGUGAAUGGUUUUUACCAUUUACACCAUCAUGUGUAUAUUCUUCGACUCCAUAGUGUCGCGCGCACAGCAGCAUCGAACGAAAAAAUAAAAGCAGCAAUGUGACGUUGAAGCGGCUUGGACUCGAGAGCACACGGGACAUGUGGGUCAAGGUAACUUUGGUAAAGUUUUCCAAUUUUCACCACCUGACCGAUGGUGGUGGUGGUUGGGCUUAAGUUUUUUUUCGGGAGAGAGGGAAGGGGAGGGGGGAGAGUUCUUAUCUCCAGCCCUCUCUCUCCUCCUCCUUUCCCCCCACCUCUGGAAUUGAUAACCUCCCCAGCUCUAUACACAACUCGCCUCUAAAUACCCCUUAAGAAGGAUUCAUACGACCAGUAGAUCCGCUAGUCUAUCUUUCGACUUCAACCCAAACGGUAGCUCUCCGAAACACUCUCGUCCGGAAUUCAUUCAUUGGUUUCUCUGCCAUCAAAAAGCGGUACUCAAGCCACCACCACCAGCCGUUGAAGACUUUUUCCUAUUUGGUGCGGUCGCUCCAUUCCAGAAAAGAACAUUUCACCUGCGAAAUUUUACCAACUUUCUAGUUGAACAGAAAAAAAUGGCUCGUUUACAACUGGUAUGGCAACUAGCGUUGGUCUGCGUUAUUCUCUUCUUGGCUGGACAAGCACAGGCACAGUUACCCGCCAGCAAUGCAGCCGUCGAAGCGGCCAUCCGUAACCCGCGCUACAUGCGCCGUCAGAUUAAUUGCCUUCUUAAUGAGUCACCCUGUGACAACAUUGGACGCACUAUGAGGCAACUGGUACCAGCACUCAUCAAGGGCCAGUGUCCUGGAUGCUCUCCGCAACAACACCAACAGGCCAUGAAAGUUAUGAAUGUGGUCUCUCAACAGUAUCCACAAGAGUACUCGAGGAUCUACUACACCUACAACCAGCAGCAGGGAUAAAUUAAAUUAAAUAUUUUAAUAAUACAGUAAACUAUCUAUAUAAACCCGAUCCUGUUCAUCCUUCCUCCCAAUUUCCGAAAAAAAAUACGAAACAAAAAGUGCAUUAAAAAAACUCCGAAACCUUUAAAAAUUCUCCCUUUAUCAGUUAUUAAUAAUCAAAAUGCGUGACGGACUAUUUGAUUAUUUUGGUGGCAUGCGUGAGUUCGAAAUUUCCAUAAUUCGAUCGAAAAUGUGUGUAACUUUGUAUUUCAUUAUUUCAUUUAUAUGAGAAAGUAAAAUCGAACAAAUACAUGUAAUUAAACGUCUA